AUGUCCUUCUCGCCGGCUUCGCGAGCGCAAGUCCUCCUCAGUCACAGAGAGGCACCAGAAGAGCAAGAGAGAGAAAACCUCGACAGCCGUAAUUCGAGAGAAGCCCCGUUCUGGAAGUUUAUCCGGCGCGGGGACGACAGGAACGUCAUGUCAGGAUGCAUGUACGCAUUUGCGUGUAAAUAUGUAUCUCUGUGUUUAUGUUUCUUUGUAGAUCUCGGUGUCUGUGUUGCGAGGCUUGACAUUUGCCGCAGCGUCUCCUCGCAGCUGGCGUCUCCUGCGGUGGCUUUUCUGCGUCGUUGCCUGCACCCUUUCGCGGCGGUCGCUCUUCGUAAACCGUACAGCCUUGCUCUCCUGUUGGAGACAGGAAACUGUCUGGAAGCUCUGCGGCCAGCGCCGCGGAUUUCUGAAGAAACGGAACAUUUUGUAACAGAACCGAGGGAUUCAGUCGGCGGGGGCUUGACGGCGGACGGAAGUGAGAGAAAAGGAAACGCAUUUGAGAAGAAGAAGCAGAGAAGAAGAAGAGAUAAUCGUUUGUCGUAUCUGGUCUUGGGGUGA
Toxoplasma gondii ME49 is the source of this 555-nucleotide messenger RNA. RefSeq lists its product as hypothetical. Bases 1 to 555 code for a protein of 184 amino acids. The transcript has a single exon. The record is from RefSeq and is a predicted model, not a curated record. NCBI's taxonomy places the organism in Eukaryota, Apicomplexa, Conoidasida, Eucoccidiorida, Sarcocystidae.